Molecule: messenger RNA, 2092 nt
Organism: Patella vulgata (common limpet)
Lineage: Eukaryota; Metazoa; Mollusca; Gastropoda; Patellidae
Product: beta-1,3-galactosyltransferase 1-like
Exons: 2
Coding region: 179-1282 (367 amino acids)
Cellular component (GO): membrane
Molecular function (GO): hexosyltransferase activity
Source: RefSeq, a predicted model, not a curated record
AAAUUUGAAUUGAUUGAUAGUCAAUCAAUACUUUUCUAGCAUAACUCUGAAUCAUUCGAUACGGCCAUGUACGUGUAUAUUAUGAAAGUUAUCUUGAAACACAGACAAUGACUUGCUGAUCUAUUGUUGAUUAUAACGAUAUUGGGAGGAAAAACCCAAAGCACAAGAAACAUCCAUAAUGGUAACUCUGAAUAGACAUCGCAAAAUAAUUAUCUACGCCUGUCUCUUCUCUGUUGCCAUUUUACUAAGUUACCAAAUUUAUAUACCGAUUUCAGAAAGUUACUCUGCAAAGGAAACUAUGAAAAAACUGGAAGGAAGCAACGAAAAUAUAUCCAUCACCAAUUCAUCUACUUACAAAACUAAAUCAUGGCCAAGGCACAUCACACACACACAUUACCCUUUAACUAUAUCAAGCCCUUACGUUAUAAAUAGCCCCAACGUGUGCAAAAAUGUUAAAAAUCUGGCAUUUAUAACAAUAGUCCACACAGCUACCGACCAUUUCCAGCGUAGACGCAUCAUUAGAGAAACGUGGGCUAAUAAAAACUUGUUUAAAUCUAUAUCAACCCGGAUCGUAUUUGUUUUUGGCUUAACUAAAGAUACAAAUGUACAGGCGUUACUGGAGAAUGAACAAGUUAUACACGGUGAUAUUAUUCAGGGAGAUUUUCUCGAUCAUUAUCAUAAUCUAACACACAAGGGUGUCUUAGCCUUUAGAUGGGUUUCUGAAUACUGUAGUCAUGCCAAAGUAAUUGUUAAAGUUGAUGAUGAUAUUUUCAUGAACCCUUUUCUGUUGAUACAAAAUAUAUUACCAAGAUAUAAGAAUGUGACAAGAUUUAUAAUGGGUCAUCUUCGCCGCCAGGGUACGAGUUGGAUUAUGCGCGGCGAGACCGAUAAAUGGAAUGUUCAUAAAGGACAAUUUCAAGGUUAUAUAUAUUACCCAGUGCCUUACCCUAACGGAUACUUUGUGCUCAUCUCUCCCGAGAUUAUUUCUGCUUUAUACCAUGCGUCAGCCUUAACACCAUUUUUCUGGGUAGAUGAUGUGUAUCUUUAUGGUUUGUUACCUUUUAUGAUAGGCCACGUGGUGCACACAGACAUACGCGAGUACCUGUCGUUAAGUUCAAGGGAGGGUAAACUCUGCUAUAAGAAUCCGAAAUCCUGCAACCUAUUAGCUGUCAACGCAGGGAAACCAGAGUCAGUGGAAGAGAUGUGGAUGCAAAUUUUGAAAAACUUAUCAGAGCAACAAAAGGCGCUGAUAAAUAGUGAUUUUAUUAUAACCCGAAAAUGAUGUAGUCUCAAUGUAUAUGUUUUGCUUUAAUGUUAUUCUCGUAUUAAAAUUAAAUACAGUGCAGUACGGGCUGAUCAAUUCGGCUUAUUUCUCAUGAGACAUAUACCCCCACAAACCACAUCCCGAAUGGGUUUAAAUUCCAGCACAAGGUUACUCGACAAUCCUAUUUCGCUUCUGCUGGCCAAGCUGUCUAAGAAGGACUUUCAAUAAAAUUUUCGACGACUCUCCCUGAACUUCGUGAUGGUUGUUUGGAUGGUGUCUGUUCAGAUUUGUUUAAUGUAGCUGAUCGGCGGCGCCAUUAACGAUGGUCAUAGGGGCACAUUUAUGCGGCUAUAGGUAAACGGAUUGAUGGGUUUCGGCAAAUUUGUAGGUAGGGUGCUUUUAUAAAAUAAAGUGGCCGACCUAAAAAAAUUGGGUACAUUAGACAUUUUGUACUUCCCCUGAACUAGGAAUAGGUAGAGCGAAGGACCAAAUGUAUAUUAUUUUUCUCUUGGAAUCCUGUGCCGGCUGAUUUCUGUCCCAGUGUUUGACUGGUUAACAACCAAUCCAUUACAGUGUAACAAAUUGAUCGUGUUUAUCCAACGAAAUUAAUUAUGAGCGGUUAACGAGAGAAUAGCAGAAGAUUGCAUAAAAACUAAUUGUGUCAUAAACUAGGCUAUCCAAAAUAACUGCAAACGUAAACAUAGGGUAAUCGCCUAAUGUAGAACCUUUUUAUCAACUGUUAAGACUAACCAGCAGACGAACAAUAUUUUCAGUGUUUUUUGAAACAUUAAAUCAACUGUCCGAAUUUUAGGAAAGAUCCAAGAUUAA